AUGGAGCCAAUGUCCAACAAGCAGGAUAGCAACUCGUCAGAGGGGGACGAAAAAGGGUGGCCAGAUGUGCCGAAGAGAAAGAGGAAGAACAGCCAGUGUUCGGUGAAGAGUAUGUCUGCUCUUAGCAUCUCUGUUCCAGGGUACAUCCCCAGCUACUUGGAGAAGGAUGAGCCAUGCGUGGUGUGCGGGGACAAGGCAACUGGCUACCACUACCGCUGCAUCACCUGCGAGGGUUGUAAGGGUUUCUUCCGGAGGACCAUCCAGAAAAACCUCCAUCCAUCUUACUCCUGUAAAUAUGAAGGCUGCUGCAUUAUUGACAAGAUCACUCGCAACCAGUGCCAGCUGUGCCGCUUUAAGAAGUGCAUCUCUGUUGGCAUGGCCAUGGACUUGGUGCUGGACGAGUCAAAGCGAGUGGCCAAGCGGCGUCUGAUCGAGGAGAAUCGAGAGCGAAGGAAGAGGGAGGAGAUGGUGCGGACGCUGCAGAUAAGGCCGGAGCCGAACACCGCAGAGUGGGAGCUGAUCAGGAUGGCGACCGAGGCUCACCGGCACACCAACGCCCAGGGCUCCAGCUGGAAACAGAAGCGCAAGUUCCUGCCCGAUGAUAUUGGCCAGGGUCCCAUGGUUCCCACUUCAGACGGCGAUAAGGUGGACCUAGAAGCCUUCAGCGAGUUCACCAAGAUCAUGACCCCCGCCAUAACACGUGUCGUCGACUUUGCCAAGAAACUGCCCAUGUUCUCAGAGCUGCCUUGUGAAGACCAGAUCAUCUUGCUUAAGGGCUGCUGCAUGGAGAUCAUGUCGCUGCGCGCCGCUGUACGCUACGAUCCAGACAGCGAAACGCUGACGCUAAACGGCGAGAUGGCAGUGAAGCGCGAGCAGCUGAAGAACGGCGGGUUGGGCGUGGUGUCGGACGCCAUCUUCGAUUUGGGCAAGAGCCUAGCUCAGUUUAACCUGGAUGACUCAGAGGUGGCGCUGAUGCAGGCCGUGCUGCUCAUGAGCUCAGACCGUUCAGGGCUGACCAGCGUGGAGAAAAUCGAGCAGUGCCAGGAGGCCUACCUGCUGGCGUUCGAGCACUACAUCAACUACCGCAAGCACAACAUUCCCCACUUCUGGCCCAAGCUGCUGAUGAAGGUGACGGACCUGCGCAUGAUCGGGGCUUGCCACGCCAGCCGCUUCCUCCACAUGAAGGUGGAGUGUCCCAACGAACUCUUUCCCCCGCUCUUCCUGGAGGUCUUUGAGGACCAGGAAGUGUGACUUUACGUACGGCAACCCCCCCCCAAGAGAACCCUAGACACAAAAGGCAAGAAACUCGGGGGUUGCUUUGGCAGCAGAGGAGGUGUGUGGGAAGGACAAGUGGAGAGUAAAAAACUGGAUUUUUUUUUUUCGCUCUCCUUCAGUGGAAACGUGCCCAGUAAAUUUUUUUUUUUUUUUUUUUGGUCCCUUUUUUAAUCAAACACCCACAAGACCCACCACCUGCCACCAGCAAAACACACACAUCAACAACACCAGAGAGAAACACACUGACAAUCUGACUCUGGUUUUUUGUCAUUCUGAGAGGUACACACACACACAGACACACACAGAGUACAACUUUGCGAACAUUUAUAGAUAACCACAGAUUUAAAUUCCAGACAUACUGCCAUGAACGUUCAGUAUCUCUAUAUGCAAACACAAAUCUCAUCAGUCAGCUCCUUUUACGCCUGUUUGGACAAACAGCUGUACUCUGUUCCGUCAACUAAUGCAAACUGAUGAGAACGGUUAUGGCUCUGCUCCCUCCACACCCACCUCUCACCUCAGAAAAGUGUAGUGGGUUGUUUUUGUUUUUUUGUUUUUUUCAUUUAAAUCUCUGGGACCUGACCAUUAGCUCCUCACACAGCCCCUACUCCUUCCACACCAGGGUGACCAGAUGUCCCCCCCAAAAAAUUCAGGACAGUCCCGAAUUACAAGCAUUUGUCCCAGAUCCCAAAUCCAGUCCCGUUUGUCCCAAAAAUAAGACUAAACCCAAGUUUUGACUUCCACAAAUUCAUCCUGGGAUAACUGAAAGUCCUGGCUGCAUUGAAAUCCUUCGCCAAAUAAGCCAGCGGUCCUCUGCAGUGCAGUCUUCCUAUGAGGCAGUCUAAGUUAAUUUAACUUCAUUGUUGUUGUAAUGUUACAUCCACAAAGUAACAUGCCUGCGUGCUCGUCUCCCCCUCGAUGAAGAUAGCGGAGAUUGCAGU
Molecule: messenger RNA, 2213 nt
Organism: Toxotes jaculatrix (banded archerfish)
Lineage: Eukaryota; Metazoa; Chordata; Actinopteri; Toxotidae
Product: thyroid hormone receptor alpha
Exons: 8
Coding region: 1-1251 (416 amino acids)
Biological process (GO): negative regulation of transcription by RNA polymerase II; cell differentiation; retinoic acid receptor signaling pathway
Molecular function (GO): RNA polymerase II cis-regulatory region sequence-specific DNA binding; nuclear receptor activity; zinc ion binding
Source: RefSeq, a predicted model, not a curated record